This is a messenger RNA of Bufo gargarizans (Asiatic toad), 2282 nucleotides long. Its product is annotated as complement factor H-like. Bases 87 to 2282 code for a protein of 731 amino acids. The transcript is spliced from 17 exons. The record is from RefSeq and is a predicted model, not a curated record. NCBI's taxonomy places the organism in Eukaryota, Metazoa, Chordata, Amphibia, Anura, Bufonidae.
UCUAGUGUGCGAGUAGUCUCACUUUGGGAGAAGCUGAGACAGAAGAAGCAAGCUGCCUAAAGGACAAAUGCCCAGUUAAUGGUUAUAUGAAAAUGUCUUUACUUGGAUAUGUACUUCUGCUUACAGCUGCCUUAUGCUGUACUGCAGCACCAGCAGCCCCUGACGAUUUAAAGUCAUGCAAGAAGCCAGACAGAAGGGUAGAAGCAGAACUGCUGGGUGACUGGGAAGAUGAGUCAUAUCCUGAAAAUACUGAAGCAGUUUUCCAAUGCCGACCUGGAUAUACUCGCCUUGGAUCGAUUAAGAUGAUUUGUAAAUCAGGAAAAUGGCAAACGUAUACAAAGGGUCAAUGCAAACAAAAAUCUUGUGGACAUCCAGGUGACAUCCCAUUUGGAUCAUUUCAGUUGUUCAACGAGGAAUCAUUCAUUUUUGGAGCUGUUGUUGAAUACUUUUGUGAUGACGGGUAUCAGAUGGUGAGCAAAGAAACAAAGCGGCAAUGCACAGCUAGUGGUUGGAGCAAUUACCCUCCUCACUGUGAAGUUAGGAACUGUCCACCAAUUGAUGCUACAGACAAUAUUAAUGUUAUAUCCACUUCAUAUGAUGAAGAGUAUUCUGUUGGUCAAGUGAUUAGAUUUGAAUGCAAAGACCCAAAGCUUAAGCUGAAGGGACCUCCUGAGAUCUUUUGUACAUCAGAAGGAAAAUGGAAUUCGGAACCACCAACGUGUGUAGUGAUCCAGUGCAGCGUUCCAGUUAUAGAUCAUGGAAGUGUCCAAAAUUCAAGAAAACAAGUCUACUCAAAUAAUGAAGUGAUGCAAUUUACAUGUGAGAUGGGAUUUCAAGCAAAUAAAAAUGGACAAUCGACAUGCACUAAAGAUGACUGGAUUCCUAAACCCUCUUGUGAAGAAAUACUGUGCAGUCCGUAUGAUCCUGUGGAAAAUGGAAAAUUGGUUGGAACGGAAACUCAAUACAGAUUUGGACAUAAAAUCGACGUUCAAUGUGAAGAAGGUUAUGUUCUUCAAAUAGAGCCCAAUAGGCGUCGGGAGUGCACAGCAAAUGGCUGGUCUCCAUCUACUCGCUGUGUUAGUAAAAAAUGUGACAGACCUGACAUAAAACAUGGAAUUAUUUACAAUGAUUACUAUUAUCCGAGAGAAGUUGGAAGAUAUUUAGAAUAUUAUUGUGACAGCAGUUAUCAGCCAAGGAGGUGGACAAAAAUCUAUUGUACUAAAGCUGGAUGGGAACCUGAACCAAAAUGCUCACGAGAAUGUACAUACAGAGAUGCUUAUUUUGAAAAUGCACAACUUAUAGAUCUGAAGUCAGUUUACGUGGAAGGAGAUAAAGUGCAGUUCAGGUGUAAAUAUAAUUAUCAAACACCAGAUGGAGAAGACUAUGGAGAAAGAACAUGUCUUCCUAAUGGAAAAUUUACUCCAGCCAAAUGUUCGGUAACAUGCAUGGCUCCCAGACUUCAAAAUGGAAGAUUCAACCAAAUUAAAAAUCAAUACGAGAUUGGAGAAUUUCUUCUGUAUGAAUGCAAUAAAGGUUAUAUGACAGAAAACAGACAUCUUUCUGGCAAAUCUCAGUGUCUUGAGGGAAGAUGGAACGAAGCUCCUCAAUGUAUACCUAUUACUUGUGAAUAUAAUCGCCGAUCAUUUAACGAUGGGGAUACUAUUGAAUAUAGAUGUCCCUCUGGGAAAAAGCCAAGAAGUGACAUUGGCCAGUGUUAUUAUUAUGGCUGGGGUCCACCGCGUGAAUGUCAAGAUAUUGUGUGCACCAUUCCAGAGUCUUCAAAUAUCGUACCAAGCCCUUUUGCUCAUAGUUAUAAAAUUAACAAGAAGGUAUCAUUUUCUUGCAAGGAACGCUUUGUUAGAUCUGGAUCCCUGGAAAGCGUUUGCACAGAAGGAGGCUGGAAUCCACUUUUACCCACCUGUAAAGAUAUUGAGUGCACCAUUCCAGAGUCUUCAAAUAUCAUACCAAGCCCCUUUGCUCAUAGUUAUAAAAUUAACAAGAAGGUAUCAUUUUCGUGCAAGGAACGCUUUGUUAGAUCUGGAUCCCUGGAAAGCGUUUGCACAGAAGGAGGCUGGAAUCCACUUUUACCCACCUGUAAAGAGGAAAAAAUGGUCCAGCCACAACCCACUGACCAACCAUCAGAUGGCAAUAAAGAGCAAGGGGAGAAACCCACGGACUCACCAGUGGAUGACAUUAAAAAGCAAGUUGAAUUUCCUACUGAACCAGAUUCGGCAUCUCCAGAUUCAAAGGUUGAGAAAGAAGGCUAUUCCCCAACGGGAUAA